UAAUGCGAUUGAUCGAUGAACUAAAAAAAUUCACCCUACUUUUUCGAAUUGGAACCGCCGAAAUAUAAAAUGCGCUCUACACAAUCGCUUUCCGAUUAAUAGCGCGCACACGAUUUGCCAGACUCUCAUUGAUUACUGGCUGACCAUUGUAAAAGGAUACCCGCAAGCGCACGUUCUCGGAACCUUGCAAUCAAUGCCGCGCGUCCGCCUCUUCUUCUUGCAGUCUUCGGCAUAAUCUGUCACCGCGAACAUGUCCAAUAUACGCGAUAAGUCUACGACGUUGCAUAACUCCAGUUACGAGCAAGACAUUCGAUAUGCCUUCAAGGUGAACAAUUGGAUUCUGGGCUCGAUCGGUCUUUGGCCAGUCGUGAUACGAGGUAUUGGACAGCACGUGCCCAAGAUUGCGAUCGCAUUUUGGAAUUUCGCGUUAAGCUUCGCGAUAAUGCCCUGCGUUCUGCAUAUCGUUUAUGAUCAAAAAGAUACCAUCACAAGGUUGAAGAUAGGCGGCCUGUUGACCUUCUGCCUUACCGUGAAGGCGAAGUAUUGCAUCCUCGUGAUACGUUGCCCUAGGAUACAUCGUUGCAUCGAACACGUAAAGAAUGAUUGGUGGCAGGUAACAUUCAGGUCCGAUCGCGAGUUGAUGCUAAAGUACGCUAACACCGGUCGCAAUCUGACUAUAAUCGGCGUGUCUCUCAUGUACGGUGCUGGCAUUAUUUAUAAUAUUAUUCUGCCAUUCUGUUCCGAGCACAAAAUCGGCAAUCAAACUAUCAGACCGCUCAUCUAUCCAAUCUACAGUAAAUUUAGCCAGUUACAAAUUAGCCCAGUAUACGAAAUCGUGUAUAUGGCUCAUUGCAUGUGUGGAUACACACUAUGUACAGUGACAGCCGGUGCUUGCGGUUUGGCCGCUUUGUUUGUUACUCAUGCGUGUGGCCAAAUCCAAAUACUUAUUUCACGACUAGAAGAUCUAUUAACUGGCAAAAGGUUCAAACAAAACCCGAACGUUCAUCGUCGAAUCGCGGUUAUCGUACAAAAUCACGUACAAAUAAUAAGGUUUGCGGCCACGGUGGAGGAAGUUUUGCAAGAAGCGUGUUUAAUAGAGUUCACUAGUUCCAUAUGCACAAUAUGUAUACUCGAAUUCCUCUGUAUAGUGGAUUGGAAGGCGAACGAUACAGUUAGUCUAGCGACUUAUCUUACGCUAUUUGUGUCAUUUUGCUUCAAUGUUUACAUCCUAUGCUAUAUCGGCGAACUUCUCAUGGAUAAGUCAAAUUGGAUCGAUAUGCUAUAUGAUCAAUUGGUAUCAACUAUCGCCAAAAUCAGCUCGCAGUCUUGUACUGAUACUCGCGAUGUCUAGCCAUCCUAUAAAAAUCAGUGCUGGUAGAAUGGUAGACUUGUCAUUAAUGACUUUCGGAAAUGUGAGGCAUUAUGCACUUGUAUUAAUUUUACUUUCAAUUUUAAAGUAAAAAUUCGGGAAAAAAUCAAUAUCACUAUAAAUCAUUUAAUAAUAUUUUUGUAAUAAAUCUAAUAAGAUUUUUCUUAAAAAUCGUCAAAAGUUAAUUUAUGACUAGAGAGAUAUCACAUAUAUCUUGUAAUAUAAAUUUUUUUAGGUACUAAAAACUAGCGUAGCGUAUAUGAGCUUCCUACGAACGUUAGUUAUGUAAAUGUACAAUUAUGUGACAUCUAUUAAGAAAUAUUUUAAAUUUGAUCUAGUUUAUGUUUCCAACAUAAAAGAAACGUUAGAAACAAUUUUCAUAUAUAUGUUAUAUGAUAUUAGUUAUAGAAUAAAAUAUUUAUGUCUGUA
Molecule: messenger RNA, 1798 nt
Organism: Solenopsis invicta (red fire ant)
Lineage: Eukaryota; Metazoa; Arthropoda; Insecta; Hymenoptera; Formicidae
Product: odorant receptor 43a-like
Exons: 5
Coding region: 251-1351 (366 amino acids)
Biological process (GO): sensory perception of smell; detection of chemical stimulus involved in sensory perception of smell
Cellular component (GO): plasma membrane
Molecular function (GO): odorant binding; olfactory receptor activity
Source: RefSeq, a predicted model, not a curated record